AUGGGAAACGCUUUUUAUACGAAUAAGGGUACCGCUGAGGUAUGCCAUGCUACGCUGGACACAUGUAAAUCAAUGUGUCCAUCGGAUUGUAUGUUUGUUGACAAAUGUAAUGGACUCACCAAUCAAUAUGCCUGCGUAAUUGUCGAUUCUAGAGUGCUGAUGUGGCUAAUCCUCAUCAGUUUUAUUAUCACUGUUUGUUGCUGUUCCGGUCUAGUCGCUUGCUAUGUGUGUAAAGCUUUCAGACAUUCUUUCCGCUAUUCGCAAAGAACCGAAAAUGAUAUCGUCUUCAAUCAACCCGGUCGCGUGCAUCACGUACAGUACGAUGUCCCGCAGCGAUAUAGCCAUGGUCCGAAAGGCCGUCAU
Messenger RNA from Mesorhabditis spiculigera, 363 nucleotides. The record is from the annotation of a GenBank genome assembly. NCBI's taxonomy places the organism in Eukaryota, Metazoa, Nematoda, Chromadorea, Rhabditida, Rhabditidae.